GACGGGAGGGGUGUUGGCCAAUCUUGCAUGUGUGGCCCUCGGCAGCAGCCUCCCUGGCAUGGGGGUGAAGCAGAGCCUUCGGAGCGGGGGCACCUUGCUGGGCUUGUUGGCCCAAAUCCUCACGAUUCUCUCCACUGCCACCAACUACUGGAUCCGCUACCCCGGGGGCCACAGUGGUCUCUGGCAGGAGUGUAAUGGCCGCACCUGCUCCAACAUCCCCUGCCAGAGUGAGGCCCUGCCCGCCCUGAUGUCCCCCACUGGACAGACAGCCCCCAGCACAGGCCACAGCUGGGCACAUCCUGCGGCGCCCCCACCCUCGCCCCUCCCACUCCAGUCUCAGGUCCACCUGCUCCCCCGCGACACGAACCCCCACUUCGGGACCUACUUCCCUGUUGCGACAUUAACUGCCCCUCAUGAAGUAACUUCCAAGUUCCCAUCCAAACCGUCAACUCUGCUCCCAGCCCCGUACCGGCGGGUCGGGGUGGUGGCCAGGGCCGGAGCCAGCGCGGGGCUGAGGCGGCCGCUCUCCCCAGCCAUGCUGGCGGUGACCGGGGCGUGCAUGGUGCUGGCGGCGGCCUCCGGCGUCAUGGGUUUUGUGAUGGGGCUGCGGAUUCUGUGCCACGAGGGCGACUCGCGGGGCCAGACUACGAGCGGCAUCUUCUUCCUCUACGGCUUGCUGCUGCUGAUCGCCUUGACAGGCUACACCGUGAAGAACGCGUGGAAAAACGACGUCUUCUUCUCGUGGUCCUAUUUUUCGGGGUGGCUGGCUUUACCCUUCUCUAUUUUCGCGGGUAACCUGGACAGCGGGAAGAGGGUGGAGGAGACUGCCCAGAGGAGCCCCUUCCCCGCAGACUCCCAGCCGCCCUCCCAGGGACUCCUCAACACACUCCGCUCCCGACUCCCGCAGACCCGGCAGGGGCGCCCUCGGGGCCCCAAACCCCAGUCCCCGGGGCGCUCCCGGCCAUCUGCCCCAGGACCCACCGUCCCCCACCCGCCCUCCGCUCCCCUCCCGCCAGGCUUCAGCUUUCUGCUGGCGGACAUGAUCAUGCAGAGCACGGAUGCCAUCAGCGGAUUCCCCGUGUGCUUGUGACCGCAGCCUGGGGCAGAAUAAAGGAACGGCUUUCACC
Mirounga angustirostris (Northern elephant seal) is the source of this 1127-nucleotide messenger RNA. RefSeq names its product claudin domain containing 2 (gene CLDND2). Lineage: Eukaryota; Metazoa; Chordata; Mammalia; Carnivora; Phocidae. Gene Ontology annotation, cellular component: plasma membrane. The coding region runs from base 59 to 1090 and encodes 343 amino acids. The transcript is spliced from 2 exons. The record is from RefSeq and is a predicted model, not a curated record.